AUGUCAGCUGAACUUGCAUUAAUUAAUAAUAAUCAAGUUGGCGGUUGGUAUGCCUAUCGUCUAUCAAAAUGUGCAUUAAAUAUGGCAAUAAAAAAUUUAGCCUUAGAAUUUGGACGACAAUCAACAGAUGAAAAUUCAAUUUGUGAUUUAAAAAAACAUGAAAAAUCUUUAGUAUUUGUUGCAAUGUCACCUGGUAUUGUUAAUACACAAAUGAUACAUGAAUAUAAAAAAUUACUUUCAAAAGAUGCGCAUUUUUUUAACAAAAAGCUUAAUCCGUUGAACGUAUGUUAG
Rotaria sp. Silwood2 is the source of this 291-nucleotide messenger RNA. The record is from the annotation of a GenBank genome assembly. Lineage: Eukaryota; Metazoa; Rotifera; Eurotatoria; Philodinida; Philodinidae.